Pseudomyrmex gracilis is the source of this 2625-nucleotide messenger RNA. RefSeq names its product sorting nexin-30-like. NCBI's taxonomy places the organism in Eukaryota, Metazoa, Arthropoda, Insecta, Hymenoptera, Formicidae. The transcript is spliced from 7 exons. Gene Ontology annotation, molecular function: phosphatidylinositol binding. The record is from RefSeq and is a predicted model, not a curated record. Bases 91 to 1524 code for a protein of 477 amino acids.
CCGUCUAUAUAUUCUUACGUCCAUGACUGUUUUGUGGUAACUGGUAUUACGACAGCUAUUGUGUGUGUGUUGUGGUGCACUAUUAAGAAAAUGAUGACCUCGUCGGAAACGUCGGAUAUGGAAAAUCUGGCGAGUGAAAAUAGUGCCGAAGAUUCCGCGAUCCUGGAGGUGAGCUCUAUGGCGGUAGGCGGAAUUGUGAAGCAGGAAAGCCGCGAUGUCGAUUUCUUAUCCAACUGCAGCACCUCCAUAGAGGGAUCCGUGAUUGCUUCACCUUCUAUUGACAGUUUCUCUACUCUUCCGGAUCAGGAGAUAUCGGACUUUCAGACCGAUUCGCGAGAUCUGCAAGUGAAAGUGGACAAUCCACAGAAACAUCUUGAAACUCUGGAGACAUAUAUUACAUUUCGCAUAACAACCAGGACCACACGUCCAGAGUUUGAAGAAGGAGAAUAUAUAGUUCGCAGACGUUACAAUGAUUUUAUUUGGCUGCGUCAAAAGUUAGUGGAUACUUAUCCAACACAUAUUAUACCACCAAUGCCAGGCAAACAUACACUACUUGCUCAGUUGGAUCGCUACUCAAAGGAAUUUAUCAUAGCACGCAUGAAACUUCUGCACAUAUUUUUGAACAGAGUGAUAAAUCAUCCUAUUCUCAGUUGCGAUAAAAAUCUUCACAUCUUUCUCACAACUAAACCUGCGGAAUUUCUUGUUCAUCGCAAGAACCGUGGAAAUAUGCUUGGAAAAGUGACAGAUUCCUUGCAGAAUAUGACAAGCACGUAUACGAUGAAACAACAUCAUUUGGAGUUUGAGCAGAUUCGGGACUAUUGCACAGCUCUGAGCGAAAAACUGUCUGCUAUAGAUAAGAUUAAUCAUCGUAUACAUAAAGAGAGACAAGAUUAUUUAUUGGAGCUUCACCAGUUGCAUCCUAUAUUUACUUUGUGGGCAACCUCAGAGCCAGAGCUCGCAUCCAUUUUAUUAGCGAUCGCUAAAGCGGUUGAAGCAAACGCGAUGGCUCAUCAGAAACUACUCGAGAACAUUCCAAAUGACGAACGCGAAUAUGUCUCGUACAUAGAAGCGGUGAAAAAUGCAUUAUCCCGACGUGAUUCGAUGCAAAUUGAAUACGAAAUAACAGUAGAUCUGUUAGCGAAAAAAAGGUCGGAGAAAGAUCAGUUGAUAGGGAGUCCGAGCUACGCGAUACCCGCGCAAGGCUGGGGUGGAUCUCUAUGGAAACCAGAAUCUCGCGACGAAAAGUUGGAGCGACUUAGCCAGAUCAUUCCGCGAUUAGCUAAGCAGACGGAAAUAUUGCAAGAUCGCGUGGAAUGCGCGAACGAGAAUUUGCGAAGCGACUUGCAGAGAUGGAACGUGGAGAAGCAGCAGGAUUUAAAGAGCAUGCUGAUUGCGAUGGCCGACCGACAUAUCAGGCACUAUCAACAAUGUAUGAACGCGUGGGAAGAGAUACUUGCCGGCCUCAAGUUAGAUGGGAUUGGAUCUGACAUUAAUGUAGGACCACCUGUCAAGAUACCUGUUUGAACUGCUAGUCUAUCUCUCUCUCUCUCUCUCUCUCUCUUACAUACGUACGUGCGCGCGCGCACGUUCCGAGAAAACAGAAAAAAGAAUAGAUAGAGAAUAAAUGUUUAUUUAAACACAAAAAGGUAAAAUAACAUCGUUCACGAGAUCUCUAUUAAAUAAUGUCACAACAUUUAUUGCAAUCCAGAUAACAAUUCCUAUUUACUAUAUAUAGCUUGUUAUCAUUGCUUUCCGUAGAAUCAUAUCGUCAUUCUGUAUCUCUGAGAGGAUUUAUUUAGCAAAAUGGAGGAGUUAUAACGAAUGUAUUUGAUAUAAUAAUAAAAGUAGCGCAUUUUUUUUUUAUGUACAUAUUAUAUAUAAUAUGUUAAUAUCAAAAUUCUAUUUAAAAAAUUGCCUUUAUGAUACAAUAAGAUCAUGUGUGAUAAUGUAAGAAAUUAACGUAAAUUUUUCUGUAUAUAUAUAUUCUACAUGUAUUGUUGUAGGAUAAAAAAAGAAUUAGUAAGUAUGUAUAUCGCGUACGCGAACGAAAUUCUCCGAGGAUGUUCCUUUUUUUUUUUUUUUUUAGAGUUAGAUUAUCAAUUAAUUAUUUUAGGGACCAAGUAUCGGACCGGUUGUCACUAUUCUCCGUUCUUUCUCUCCCGAUUACUUCAAAACCACGUUACGAUACAUUUAUUGACAAUCAGUUUAGUCACCUAUAUAUAUCUACUAUAAUAUUAUGAAAGUGCAGUAGUUACCAUGACACACAGCGUAGAUAUAACUUUAAUGUAUAGUAUACAGAGCAAUGGUAAAUUUUACAAAUCAGAGCAAAAUACUUGCGAGAGCUUCGUUGUAUUAUUAUUUAGUACCGUCUAUUGCCUCUAACAAUAAGUUGCACUUAAAUUAUUACACUAGGAAGAGACAUAUAAAGAGAGAGAGAAUUUCAACAUUGGCUCAUAUUUCUCUUCUUAUGUCGAUAUUAUUUAUGCUCGAGAAAAAUUUAUAUUCACUUAUACACUAUAAACAAUGCGAAGUUACACAUUUCUAUACAUUAUAUGCCACUUGUCACUUGUUCGUCAAAUAGAUAAAAACAGCAAAAAUUUAUAUUAUAAUAAAUAAAUUAUUGUU